Molecule: messenger RNA, 1659 nt
Organism: Carassius gibelio (silver crucian carp)
Lineage: Eukaryota; Metazoa; Chordata; Actinopteri; Cypriniformes; Cyprinidae
Exons: 3
Coding region: 121-1353 (410 amino acids)
Source: RefSeq, a predicted model, not a curated record
AUUACUGUGUCAGUCAAUCAGAGCUUCUUGAUUAUUACCUACUGCCUAAAUAUUCAGUUUGUGGCAUGUCUUUGGUAACUCUUCACCACUCUGUCCCCACAUUUUAGAUUCCUUUCCUACAUGUCAAUCCAUAACGAGAUAAAGGCUAUCAUCCUCAGGGCUUUGCCCAGUCUGACUGAGGAGAUUCGAGAACAUGUCAUCACUUCACUUGAACGCUCAGGUGUGGAAUCUAUAGAAGACCUCGUAUAUGUACAACAGGAAGAUCUCAAAGAUGUCCUGCCUAUUAUACAGCAAAGGAAACUUUUGGAGGCAUUUAAACUUGAAACUACAAAAGUCACACUUGAUCUCCAAAUAUUGCCAGAUGAGUCAACAGAUACAAGUAUGUCUUCACUCUCCAGUCCACAGCCUUGCACAUCUUCAAGCUCAAGCUCUUCACAAGCAUCAACACCUUGUACUUUAAGCAAGGCAAGCCAAUCACCCAACAUAUCCAGUAAGUGGUAUGAAAAUUUUGAGAUUCCUUGGGAUAAAAUGCCUGUGGAAGUGCAGUCAGCUAUUGCCAACAGCAAGCGCCCUGCUCCUGACAAGCGACGCCAGAUGAUACGAAUCCUAGCUGAUGAAAUCAGGAAAUGUGAGAAUAACCCCACACGCAAUGAAUGUCUCAUCAUCUUCCGCAACAUUGUUAAGCAUUUCCCCAACAGUUUUGCAGAUAUGACACCAAGCGGUGUCAUCAUUGGUAGUGGAUGUACUUCACUGCUUUGUCAAUUAAAAACAAGAAUUGAGAACAUGAACCGUGCAGGGACAAAGAACAGACUCCGAACUUCAAAAGUGCCUGGACAACUGCAUCAGAGGCCAAGUGAUUCUUAUGGAUGCACACAAUUUAACCCUGAACUCCCACCAGAAGAAACAUAUGAAACACUGGAGCAGAAGAGGCAACAGUUGGAGACCAUUUAUAGACAAGAAGGUAUUCGCAGUGGUGUGAAGGGGGAAGUGAUUAACCUUAUGAAAACAACAUUCUGUCUUCAGCGUAGACACAUAAAUCAGGCUCCAUCACCGUCCAUCGAAGAUAUGAGAAUCCAGUGGCCUUACCUUUUUACACAAAGAGGUAUCUUCAUUCACUUCGAGUUACUAACUGACAUUAACGUGUUACGUGUCUUGGACCUAUCCAUUAAGGAAUGUGGACAGGGAAUCAGGAAGUACCUGCAGACCAAAUCAAAGAACAAAGAUGUGCAGUCUAUCGUCACCCAGGAUGAAGAUGGAGAGUUGACUCUAAUACAGCUGCUGAUGGCCUACUUCGAUGAAGGGAUAGAGGGACUAAUACUCCGUGCUGAUAUAUGUUUAUUUACAUUUACAUAAUACUUGCUAUUACUGGGUUUGUUAUUCUGUCAUUUAUAAUUUUUAUACAAUUGUCUGUGUUCUGCAGAUAUCUGCCACAGCAGCAGAUGUUGAGAGCACCCUGACCAUCCCCGCCUCUCCACGACUGAUACUGCUGUUUGCCGGUGAUGAAGCCACAAUUGGAGGAUGGAUGAUCACCAUCGAAAAUAAUGUAAUCUGUGAAGGCGUCGACCAAAGCUUCAUCACAGGGCUAGCUGCAGUUUUCUCUACUUACUACAUCUUUAAUCUACAGUAUCAAGAAGAAACUUCAAGGACCCUGGAGUUUGU